This is a messenger RNA of Ambispora leptoticha, 354 nucleotides long. Lineage: Eukaryota; Fungi; Glomeromycota; Glomeromycetes; Archaeosporales; Ambisporaceae. The record is from the annotation of a GenBank genome assembly.
AUGGACACGUUAUUGCUAGAAGAUGCACCCAGUGACCCGAAUCGAUGCUUCGGAUUUCAAAAAUCUACUCACGUUUAUGUUCUAUUCAUUCUGAUUGCUGGAUUCUAUUUAUAUAGAUUAUGUUAUCAGAUAUGCGAAGGCAAUAUAUUCAUGCCGACAGACAAUAUGAAUGUGUCGGACCAAACGCAAACAAACUCUGAGGGAUUUAUCCAUGGUCUAGAAAAGUUUAAUAUAAAUUAUUAUGAUUGUUAUCAUCCAACGUUUAGUUCGGCAAUGAUUCCAGAAAUAACGGUUAUCGCUUUUCCAAUACCUCCUUUGCUUCCUCCAAGUACUGGAGAUGAAGAAGGCAUGUGA